AUGCCUGGCGUAAGAAGGCUUCGUUGCUCAAGGGAUCCCAGCGGGCAAAAGAAUCUUCGCCUCGUGACGUGGAAUGUGAACUCAGUCAGGCAACGAUUACCUCUUAUUGAAAGAUAUAUACAAGAGUACAGCCCCGAUGUGCUUGCGCUUCAAGAGAUUAAGUGCCAGCAGAACGAUUUCCCGGCUGAGACUUUCUCGAAGCUCGGUUAUCACCACGUCCACUUGGGUCAGAAGUCAUACAAUGGUGUUGCAACACUGUCCAAGCAUCCCAUGACGAAUGUCGAGUUUGGUCUGAAGGGGCCCGAAGAUGACGAGCACGACCCGCAAGCGAGAUACGUCCAGUGCAGUGUGCAAGGUAUCGCCAUCUGCAAUCUCUACCAUCCGAAUGGCAACCCUGUUGGGAGCGAGAAGUUUGACUACAGAUUGAGAUGGAGCAAGCUUCUCUACGGCCGCGUGAAGAGCUUGACGCAGUCAGACAUGCCGUUGGUCUUGAUGGGGGAUUUCAACACCGUCCCUCGAGAUGAAGACUGUUAUGAUAUCAUAGAUCUGUCCAGCGAUGCUGUCGUGCAUCCGCAUUGUCGGUCGCAGUAUCGAUCCCUCGUUUACCAGGGACUGUAUGAUGCCUUGCAGAUCAAACCAAACAAGGAGAAGCAAUAUUCCUAUUGGGACUAUCGGGCAGGGUCUUGGGAGAAGAAUAAGGGCAUGAGAAUUGAUCACAUCCUGCUAUCGCCGCACCUGGCGGAUCGUUUCGUGCAAGGAGGGGUGCACAAGGAGGUUAGAGGUUGGCAGGGUCCCUCGGAUCACGCUCCUGUGUGGGCAGAUAUACGUAGGAGCGAUGCAAUGAGCGAUUGA
This is a messenger RNA of Guillardia theta CCMP2712, 852 nucleotides long. RefSeq lists its product as hypothetical. Gene Ontology annotation, biological process: DNA repair. The coding region runs from base 1 to 852 and encodes 283 amino acids. NCBI's taxonomy places the organism in Eukaryota, Cryptophyceae, Pyrenomonadales, Geminigeraceae. The transcript has 6 exons. The record is from RefSeq and is a predicted model, not a curated record. Gene Ontology annotation, molecular function: double-stranded DNA 3'-5' DNA exonuclease activity; endonuclease activity; DNA binding.